UUCCCGAAUUUGAAGAUGUUAGGGACUUUCUUGAACAUAUUCGCACUGAAGGUGAUUGUCCGUUAUAUGAUCGUUUUGUUCCUAAAUUGGAUACGGAAGAGUAUUGUAACUGAUUACAUUCUCAAAAUACUCCGAAAUGUUCGAGAAAAAAUUCAGUUGCACAGGUCAAUUAAUUUUCGUCAAAUGUAUGAUAAACAAGCAGAUGAAGGGCAACAAGUUGUUAAUAAUGGUCAAUCAAAAGCAGAUUCUCUUACACCUUUGGAUAAAUUUGCUGAAAAGUUGGCAACGAUGAAAUCCGAAGGGCAAAUUGUCAAGGAAGAAGAACCUUCUCAGGAUGACGUUGAUGAUUUGGAAAUUUUGGAAAUUUUUACAAAAAGUCCAACACCGAGUGAAGCGUCGCACUACAAUGAUGUUUUGCAGCCAACCACUUCCAAGGAGGCAACUGAUAUUGAUCUGGAGAUUAUUGCGCUUGAUAAAGAAAAUGGUGAGAAUGUGAAUGUUGGAAAUUGUGCUAAUGUUGGGGACAAUAAUAUGGAUUGUGUUUCUGAUUCUGAAGCUUCAGCAGCUUCUUCAAAAAAAUCUGAUGACAGCAUUGCAGUAGGGGAAAGUGCAAUUAGCCCAAUAGCUUCUCCAAAGAAGCAAGAAGUAAAUGAGGUCAAAAUGAAAGAUUAUAAGGAAGAAGAGGACGAUGAUAUUAUCUGCAUUGAUUGA
Messenger RNA from Meloidogyne enterolobii, 711 nucleotides. Lineage: Eukaryota; Metazoa; Nematoda; Chromadorea; Rhabditida; Meloidogynidae. The record is from the annotation of a GenBank genome assembly.